This is a messenger RNA of Leopardus geoffroyi (Geoffroy's cat), 1454 nucleotides long. RefSeq names its product ubiquitin conjugating enzyme E2 E1 (gene UBE2E1). Lineage: Eukaryota; Metazoa; Chordata; Mammalia; Carnivora; Felidae. Gene Ontology annotation, molecular function: ubiquitin conjugating enzyme activity. The record is from RefSeq and is a predicted model, not a curated record. The transcript has 5 exons. The coding region runs from base 236 to 766 and encodes 176 amino acids. Gene Ontology annotation, biological process: protein polyubiquitination. Gene Ontology annotation, cellular component: nucleus.
CGAGGAGGAGGAGGAGGAGAAGGAGGAGGAGGAGGAGUGUGUGCGAGCGUGUGUGGCUGGGGGAAGCCAUUGCCUGUUUAAUAGUUGCUGUUGCUGCACUUCCGCUUCUCUCCCAGCGAGAGAGAGACACGAGUGGCCAGGCCCAGCCGCAGCCGCAGCAGCAGCCGCCGCGGCGGCACGGAGGAGCCAGACACAAAGAGAGGGGCUGUUUGCGGGGUGGGGUGGGGGGUUCGCUAUGUCGGAUGACGAUUCGAGGGCCAGCACCAGCUCCUCCUCAUCUUCGUCCUCUAACCAGCAAACCGAGAAAGAAACAAACACCCCCAAGAAGAAGGAGAGUAAAGUCAGCAUGAGCAAAAACUCCAAACUCCUCUCUACCAGCGCCAAGAGUGCUGGUCCCAAAGGCGAUAACAUCUAUGAAUGGAGAUCAACCAUUCUAGGGCCUCCAGGAUCCGUGUAUGAGGGGGGUGUAUUCUUCCUUGAUAUCACUUUUACACCUGAAUACCCCUUCAAGCCUCCAAAGGUCACAUUUCGGACAAGAAUCUAUCACUGUAAUAUUAACAGCCAAGGAGUUAUUUGCUUGGACAUAUUAAAAGAUAAUUGGAGUCCAGCACUAACCAUUUCUAAAGUUCUUCUUUCUAUCUGCUCCCUUCUUACAGACUGUAAUCCUGCUGACCCUUUGGUGGGAAGUAUUGCCACUCAGUAUAUGACCAACAGAGCAGAACAUGACAGAAUGGCCAGACAGUGGACCAAGAGAUACGCUACAUAAAUUGGGUCUUCACAAUUCUUACAUUAUUUGUCUGUCACAGAGAGAGCUGCUUAUGAUUUUGAAGGGGUGGGGGAGGGUGGGAGUUGGUAAAGAGUAGGGUAUUUCUAUAACAGAUAUUAUUCAGUCUUAUUUCCUAAGAUUUUGUUGUAACUUAAGGUAUCUUGCUACAGUAGACAGAAUUGGUAAUAGCAACUUCUAAAACUGUCAUUAGUUCUGCAAUAUUAGCUGAAAUGUAGUACAGAGAAUAGACAUUUGGGUUCAGUUGCUUGUAGUCUGUAAAUUUAAAAUAGCUUAAUUUUGUACAGGUUAUACACAUGGCCAUUUAUGUAAAGUCCUUCCAAGACUACACAUUUUUUGUUCAAAAAAAUUGGAAUUUGUUUUUCCUUCUUGGGAGGGAACAUCGAUAUUUAACAGUUUUUAGAGACUGUCAUCUCAUAUAUAUAAAAUGGAUAUGUGGCUAUAAGACACCAUAUAGGAAAUGAGUAGUUAUGUAUUUUAUUUUAUAUACCAAUCUACUUUAUUGUGACAAGAUGAGAGGUUUGAAUCACGACUUGUGAAAACCUGUAGUAAAAUACCUUAAGCUGUUAACUGUAAGGUGUGGAAUAGGAGUUGCUCAGUGGAUUGGUUAUAUGUUGUGGACUGCUUAAGUCUGCAUUUGUUACUGUGCUAAUAAACAAUAUUAAAACCA